AUGUCGACAAUAUCUACUUGUUCAAAUAAAUUGACAAAUGAACAUAAUGUUGUCAAUACAUCGACAACCAUUGAAAAUUUUAAUAUACAUCACCAUGGUAUUCACAAUAGCCAUCAUCUUCAUCAUCAUCAUCAUCAUCAUCAAGAUAGUACAUUAUAUCCAAUGAAUCAUAUGACUACACCGAAUUCAUCUCCUUUUUCAAAUGAAAACUCAUCAGAACAACAUCGUCCAACUACAGCAUUACCUGCACCGCAUUUAUUAUUACAAUCGAAACCAGAUUAUUCACGAUCGUCCAUGUUAAAUACACAUAGUCAUAAUAAUAAUAAUAAUAUUAGUAGUAGUAGUAGUAGUAGUAGUAGUAAUAUUAAUCGUGUUAACAAUUCAUAUUGUACAUCGAAUAGUUUAAACUAUUCAAUUAAUUCAGAGGCUGUGAAUUUAAAUCAUUGUGAUCAAACUAUGGAAAUGAAACAACCAUUUAUUAAUAUGACAACAACGACUACUACUACUGCAAUUACUAGUACUGCUUCUAGUAUUACAAAUAAUUAUCACAAUGGUACAAGAAAUAAUUACAUGUAUCAACGUAAUAAUUUACUAAAUUCUCAAUAUGAUAAUUUAACCGACUCAAUAGCCUACAAUAAUAAUAAUAACAAUGAUAAUAGUAAUAAUAAUAAUAAUAGUGAAUAUAUGAAUUAUUCCAAUAUGCCAGAAAAUGAAUUUGGACAUUGGAAUACUAGUUCUUUGACUGAUGAUUUAAAAAUCAACUCUAGAUCAGGAUUUCGUGCUCAUAUAAUUGAUGAUACUCAACAAUUAUCAUCAUGUGUAAAUGGAUUUCCAGUGUUAUCACCUACUGGAAAUGCAACAGGUUUUUCAAAUAUGAAUAAUUGUCCAACACCAAGACAUGAAGAUCAUUCAGGACAUCAAACAGGAUCUCAUAUAACUGUAAGUAGUCAUACACAACAUCAUACAUUUCAAUCGGAUGGAUAUCGUAAUAUUAAUGAUAAUAUUUAUGAGAAUGGAACACAUAGUCCAUCUAAUUUAAAUUGUGGACAAACUAUACUUCACUCAAGAAUUAAUUGUGAUGUAAAAAAUGCAUCUCAAGCUCCUAAUCGUUCUUCACGUAGUGCCUCUACACCAACAAGAUUAUUGGUUGUUUCAACAGCAAGCCCUGUGACUAGUACAAUUACAAUGACUCCUGAUUCUUCAACAGUAGGAUUUUCAGGCAAUAAAUUUGGUUGUUCAUCAGAUGAUGGUGAAGCAUCGCCUACACCGACAUGUAGCAGUGGAUGCCCACAAACUCCUGGUAGGACAAGAAAACCUGCACCUACAUUAGCUACUGGACGAAGAAAUUUGAAGGGUGAACUAGUUGAUCCAGAUGAAGCAGAUCGUCGAAUGAAACGACGUGAACGUAAUCGUAAAUCAGCACAAAAAUGUCGUGAACGUAAAGUUCAACGUACACAAGAAUUACAAUCCCAAGUUGAAUGUUUACAAUUAGAAGCGAAUAGAUUAAUGCAAGAAUUAGAUAGUUGGCGUUCACGUGCAAAACAUUGUGUUCUAUUAUUACAACGUCAUUGUCCUGGUGUUGCUGUACCAUAUUUAUCAUGUUUAAAUGAAUUGCCAGUAUGUUUAAAUAAUUUUAAAGAACCUCUAGAUGAUUUAAAUGAUUUAUUAACAACAGAUAAAACAAUGGAUUGUGAAACUCAAUCAUAUGAAUGGAAAACAAAACCAAUUGAUAAACCGUACACAUUAAAUGAAGUAGUCAAUGGUAAUUUCAUUACCAAUGAAUCAUCAUCAUCAUCAAUACUUCCUUCAGUGAAUUUACUACAUUCCCCCCAUCUAAUACCAAAUAGAUCAAAAUCUUUAUUUGGUUUCUCUUCAAAUAAUAAUAAUAAUAAUAAUUCAAUAAAAGAUAAUGAAAAUCAUAUUUUUACACAAAAUUCUCAAUCUACUAAUAAAAUGUCAACAACAACCACACUUAAUCAAGAAGAUCAUGAUAUUACUGAGUCGAUGUUAAUUCCAAUGUCAAGAAGUACUUCACAAAUAUCUAUACGUGGUGGUCCAGCCUCGGGUUCAUCAUCAUCAUCAUGUUCUACUUAUGAAUUAUCAUUUCCUUCAUUAGAUAAUAAUUCGCAUAGUUUAAAUGAAACGAUCACUUAUAAAGAUUAUACACAACCAAAUCUUAUAUCGAUUCUAAACUCAAGAGAUAGAUCACGUGGUAUAAUAAGUGAACAAGAUAUGUUAGAUAAUAAUAAUAAUAAUAAUAAUAAUAAUUCCACGAUAAUCAUGACAAAUAAAUCAAUCCCUGUCGCGAAUACUACUACUGGCAGUAAUAACAAUCACUGUACUAGUAGUAGUAGUACUACUACUACUACUACUAAUAAUAAUAAUAAUCAUAAACAAACAUGGGGUUUGGAAUAUCAUGAAUCCUGUGGAAAUAAAAAUAAUUCAAUGGAUUGUUCUAGUCCUUUAUCACCUUCAAUAAAUCAAUAUCAACCUUAAUCAAUUUCAAACUAAUUGACAGUAUCAAGUGAAAAUGGAAUCGAAUUGUUAUGAUUCACCAAGUAAUAGUUAGCAGCAACAAUAAUACACAAAUAUUAUCAAAUAAAACAUAAUAAAU
This is a messenger RNA of Schistosoma turkestanicum, 2614 nucleotides long. The record is from the annotation of a GenBank genome assembly. Lineage: Eukaryota; Metazoa; Platyhelminthes; Trematoda; Strigeidida; Schistosomatidae.